AUGUCUAAAGAAUUUAAUAUUGCUAUUUGUGGUUCGGCACGUGUUGGUAAAAGUACACUUGUUAAUGCUCUUUGUGGAAAGCAAGUUGCACGAACAAGUAAUAGUUUAUGUGCACAAACUGAUCGAAUGGAAAAAUAUCUUAUUAAUGGAAACGAUCAUACAAGCUCAAUUUCAUAUACUAUUACAAUUUAUGAUACUCCAGGUAUUGAAUCGUGGACUGAAGAUCAUGUUCGAACUUAUUUUUCAAGAAUUAUGAAUACAAGUAAACCACUCUGUAUGAUUUAUUGUGCAUCGCCUGGAUCAUUUGCACAACUUGAUCAAUUACAAUGGCUUGUCGAUACUUGUAUCAAAUCAAAUAUCUUUUGUGCUUUAGUUUGUACAAAUAAAUAUUCUGGUGGAUCGGAAAGACGUAAACAAGUAUUACAAGAUUUUCAUUCACUUCUUACUCAUUAUCAUAACAUGACACGAGAUGAAACAAAUAUAAAAUAUUAUGGUGAUGUUGCUCUAUGUACGUCGGUAAAUAGUAUUGUCUAUGAAGAUAGAGAACUUAAUGUACGGAAAGAAGCGGAAGGAAUUAAUGAACUUAUUUUUGGUAUUUUAACAUCAUUGAAAGAUGAUAAAAUUGUUGCUUGGUGUUUUACAAUUUCGGAUAAUCAAUCGUUUUGGAUAACUAUGCAAGCGAAAAUUAUCGAAUUUUUUAAAUUAGCACAACCAGUUGCAAUCAAAUUUUGGGAUGAACAUGGCAAAGAUACCACACUAUCUUUAAUUCCACUUAUUUUAACUUUUAUUAAACGUAGACUUUAG
Adineta steineri is the source of this 804-nucleotide messenger RNA. The record is from the annotation of a GenBank genome assembly. NCBI's taxonomy places the organism in Eukaryota, Metazoa, Rotifera, Eurotatoria, Adinetida, Adinetidae.